AUGUGCAAAGUACUGAAAUUAACCAACGUGGUGGUCAGCCCCAGACUCUGGGCUGUGUUUGUUGUCAUCUGUACGUUUAUCUCCUUCAAGUUUUCUUGGAGAAUGACCUGGGAUGCCAAAGACAAGAGCCAAGCCUACAGCUUCCCUGCUGAGUUUAAGUGUCCGCUCUCUGUGCCUUCUCCCUCUCCUUCAUCUGGCUGGCCUUCUCCUUUGUCCAAGAAUGUGUACUUUGUGGAGACAUCAGAAGAAAUCAAACCUAGCUUCCUGUUUAUGUGCUCUGUUGAAUCAGCAGCCAGGUUUCACCCAGAAUCCAAAAUUAUUGUCCUUAUGAAGGGCUUAGCAAAGUACAAUAUUACUUUAGCAAAGCACUUGAACUUUCCCUUGUUCAGUUGCUUCACCAACAUCGAAAUCAAGCCUUUGGACAUGAAGGACCUUUUCUUGGAUACUCCCCUGGCUGACUGGUAUUUCCUUGCCCAACAGAGGUGGGAACCUUAUUUCUUGCCCAUUCUUUCUGACGCCUGCCGAAUAGCCAUCAUGUGGAAAUUUGGUGGAAUCUACUUAGACACAGAUUUCAUUGUUCUUAAGAGCUUGAGGAACCUCACCAACGUGAUUGCUCUCCAGUCAAAAUCUUUACUCAAUGGGGCUUUCCUGUCCUUUACACCAAGACACAAAUUCAUAGAGCUCUGUAUGAAGGAAUUUGUGGAAAAUUACAGCCGUUGGAUAUGGGGGCACCAAGGCCCACAGCUCUUCACCCGUGUUUUUAAGAAGUGGUGCUCCAACCACAGCCUCCAGAGCAGCAAAGGGUGUAGAGGCAUCACUCUUCUCCCACGAGAAACCUUUUAUCCCAUCCGCUGGCAGGAAUGGAGAAAGUAUUUUGAAGUGAUCAAAGCUUCAGAGCUUUCUGAGCUAUUGAAAAAUACCUACGCAGCCCAUGUCUGGAAUAAGAAAAGCAAAGGAACGGCAGGCCAGGCAGCUUGC
Messenger RNA from Eublepharis macularius, 978 nucleotides. Its product is annotated as lactosylceramide 4-alpha-galactosyltransferase-like. The record is from RefSeq and is a predicted model, not a curated record. The annotation marks the transcript as partial. Gene Ontology annotation, biological process: protein O-linked glycosylation. Gene Ontology annotation, molecular function: acetylglucosaminyltransferase activity. NCBI's taxonomy places the organism in Eukaryota, Metazoa, Chordata, Lepidosauria, Squamata, Eublepharidae. The transcript has 2 exons.